CUUUCGAAGUAAUUGCACGAUCACACACGCACUCCAAGCAAACAUUAGACUAUUGAGAUCCACCCCCUACAUUGUCAAUUCCUGCACCAGAAUGGAUGGAUGAGAUUAACCAAACCUUGAGACUACCCAUGGUGUACCAAACACCAUACACCAUUGAUGAACCAGAUGCAUAAACCAUUGAUGUAAUACUAAAUAUACAUGGGCUAAACCCUAACCUCCAUGAUGGGUGUUAGUGCGCUUUGUCCGGAUAAAGACCUAUGCGUUAGUCCUCUUUUCUCCAUUGCCGAAACUAUAUGUUCCUGCGGAAGCAUAACUUUUAAUUUUUAAACUAUUGGAAAAUGGGAAAUGAGAACCAUUAUUGACUGCUCGGUGUAACUUGCGCUAUAGCCAAUAAUUUCUAGCACCAAAAAGAUAGGAGGAAUCUAUGAUUAGGCAUGGGUGGUUUAGGAAAGGAGGAUACCAGAUGCAGGCUAUGGAGUUGGCAAGAUUCUGAAGCAGAGUGAAACCAUUGAGGUCAUUGCUGCUAGCAUACCUUGAGGAGAAGUUUGUGUGCUUAUUCAUUCUCUAAGCCACCACCAUUUUCCUUCAAAUGAUUCAUCCUCUCGCAACUUGAACCCAUUUUUCUAAGGCAAGAGCAAAUGGAUGCAGCCCGGAACCAUGCGCUUCAUGUUCUAUCUCCGCUUUUUCCAUCAUCAAAGGACCCCAGUGGACCCACCAUCACCAUCACCAUCCAUCAUAUCUAUGCACCACCUCUUUUUCCCAGACUAUGGAAAACCAACCCAUGCUCCGGCCACCUAUGCCUCUCUAUUACAAGCAUGCACCAAGACCAAAUCACUUUGCACUGGCCGUGUUCUCCAUGCUCUCCUCUUCUUCAAUGGCCACCAACAAAACACCCCCCUCCAAACGAACCUCAUCAACAUGUACGCUACAUGUGGCAAUCUUUUAGAUGCCCAAUUGGUCUUUGAUCGAUUGCAAUCCAAGAAUGUACGUUCAUGGAAUGCUUUGAUAAGAGGCUUCAUAAAACAUGGCCUUUACAGAGAGGCCCUGAUCUUGCACUCCCAGAUGUUGGGCUCUGGCAUUGAACCUGAUAACUUUACCUUCCCUUUUGUUCUAAAAGCAUGUGCUGAUUUGGGGGACCUCCAAAUGGGAAAAAGCAUUCAUCAUCAAAUAGAAAGAAGCAACUACAAAGGGGAUGUGUAUGUAUGCAAUGCCCUUGUUGCUAUGCUUGCAAAAUGCGGGGAUUUGAUUGAAGCACAACGAGUGUUCAAUCAGAUGACUCAGAAAAAUGUGGUCUCCUGGACAGCUAUGAUUGCAGGUUAUGCUCAAGGGGGUCGAGCUAUGGAGGCUUUGGACUUGUUGAGAGAGAUGGGGAAAGCAGGGUUGAGCCCUAAGCCAGUAACACUGGCUUGUGCUUUACCUGCUUGUGCCAAUUUAGAGGCAAUUUGGUUUGGUAAGGAAAUCCAUGGUCAUGCCAUCAAAACCAAAUGUGAUGAUGACCUUUAUGUUGCCAGUGCUCUUUCAGAUAUGUAUGCUAAGACUCAUGACAUGACUUAUGCUACCAAAGUUUUUGAUAAGAUGCCCAAAAAAAGUGUGGUCUCUUGGAAUGGUAUGAUUGCAGGUUGUAACCAAAAUGGUUUUAGCAACAAAGCGUUGGAUCUUUUUAGGAAGAUGGUGGUAACUUUCCCCAGGAAACCCAAUUGGGUAACCCUUGUAAACCUCCUUCCUUCUUGUGCUAAGCUAUCUGCCCUCCUCCAUGGUAAAGAGAUCCAUGGCUUUAGUGUGAAAAACCAUAUCCACUGGGACACAAUUGUUUGCAAUGCCUUGAUCGACAUGUAUAGCAAGUGUGGGAGCCUUGAGCUUGCUCGCCGUGUCUUUGAUCGCAUGCCUGAGCGUGAUGUGAUCACUUGGACGGCCAUGAUCGCAGGUUAUGGCAUGCAUGGCAAUGGUGAAAAGGCUGUACAUCUCUUCUCUCUAAUGCAUCAGAGUGGGGUGAGGCCAGACUAUGUCACUUUUGUUGGUCUCCUCUCCUCUUGUAGCCAUGCCGGGCUGGUUGAUCAAGGCCUAAAGUUGAUUGAGAUCAUGGAGCAUGAUUAUGGAAUCCACUCUCGCCUAGAGCAUCAAUCAUGCAUCGUAGACCUGUUGGGUCGAGCAGGUAGGCUUGAGGAAGCUUUCGAUUAUAUAAAACGCAUCCCUGUUGAGCCUGGUCCAGUUGUGUGGGGUGCCUUAUUAGCUGCAUGCAAAGUGCAUAAAAAUGUAGAGUUAGCAGAAAGAGUUGCAAAGAUUCUAUUUGAGCUUGAGCCCAAAAACACAGGGAACUACAGUCUUUUGUCGAGUAUAUACGCCGAGAGUGGGAAAUGGAAAGAAGCAGCUGAGGUAAGGCUGACGAUGAAGUGUAGAGGGCUCAAGAAAAGGCCAGGUUCGAGCUGGGUUGGUUUAAAGGGGCCAGUGGCGCAUGAGUUUCGCUUUGGUGAUUUGUCUAAUCCAAUGGCCAAAGAUGCAUAUGAGUUCUUGGAUGAGUUGAUGGUUAAGGCAUGAGAGAUGGAAGAGGGGCCAUAGAAGGGAGACAGAGAACUUCUUGUGUGAGCAAAAUGAAAAAGUUCCAGUGACAUUCGAGGUAACGAGCACAGAUGUUAAGACAAUGGUGCAAGUGAGUAAUACAAGAGAGUGUACAGAUUCCAAAUCUUAUGAAGAUACUGUGUGGUGGUGAUAAAGUGGGAAAUUGAAGCAAGAGAUUCACGCCUGUUUCUUCAGUCUUCUGGGGAUUAUCAGUGAGACUGUGAUUGUCCCCAAUCCCCAUGGCCUAAUGGCAUGGAGAUCUUCAUCUCAACCUCCUGAUAGAAUUUUUCAUGGACCUCCGGUGUAAUGUGUAUUUUGGACACCAUGCGGCACUGUUCCAUUUGGUGAAUGCUUCUUCCCUGGUAUAUUAUACUCCACUUGCUUGUGCUCUACUUGUUUUCCUCCAUGCUUGCUUCACCCACAAAAGAAAUACAUUAGGAGAACUUGGAAGGAGAGCUUGUAUUAGUUUAGAAAAUAGAAACCAAGGUAGAAAAAGUCAGGUUUUUCUUCAUUUUUGUAAUGUACAUUUUAACCUAAUUAUAUGGUGUUUUUUAUCA
This is a messenger RNA of Amborella trichopoda, 3113 nucleotides long. Its product is annotated as pentatricopeptide repeat-containing protein At3g20730. Gene Ontology annotation, cellular component: intracellular membrane-bounded organelle. Gene Ontology annotation, biological process: RNA modification. The record is from RefSeq and is a predicted model, not a curated record. Gene Ontology annotation, molecular function: RNA binding; protein binding. NCBI's taxonomy places the organism in Eukaryota, Viridiplantae, Streptophyta, Magnoliopsida, Amborellales, Amborellaceae.